This is a messenger RNA of Hibiscus syriacus, 1139 nucleotides long. RefSeq names its product transcription factor MYB20-like. The coding region runs from base 83 to 1039 and encodes 318 amino acids. The transcript is spliced from 3 exons. The record is from RefSeq and is a predicted model, not a curated record. NCBI's taxonomy places the organism in Eukaryota, Viridiplantae, Streptophyta, Magnoliopsida, Malvales, Malvaceae.
UUGAUCAAAUUUAGCAAAAGAUUGAGAAAUCAGCCGAAACUAGAAAGAAGAAAGAAAGGGGUUUUGAUCGAAAUUAAAUUAUAUGAUGGGUCACCAUUCAUGCUGCAAUCAACAAAAGGUUAAGAGAGGCCUCUGGUCCCCUGAGGAAGAUGAAAAGCUCAUUCGAUUCAUCACCACUCAUGGCUAUGGCUGUUGGAGUGAAGUCCCUGAGAAAGCUGGUCUUCAGAGAUGUGGGAAAAGUUGUCGGCUGAGAUGGAUUAAUUAUCUGAGGCCUGAUAUUAGAAGAGGGAGGUUUACUCCUGAGGAAGAGAAGUUGAUUAUUAGCCUCCAUGGGGUUGUAGGAAACAGAUGGGCUCACAUUGCAACUCACUUGCCUGGAAGAACAGAUAAUGAAAUAAAAAAUUAUUGGAAUUCAUGGAUCAAAAAGAAGAUAAGAAAGCCUUCAUCUUCACCGACGAACACUGCUCCGAGCAUUCAAACUUUCCAGAUAAAUUAUGCUUCAAAUCAAUUAGAAUUAGCAAACCAGAACUUGGCAAUCCCUGCUCAAGAAACCCUAUUUUCAUCUCAAGCACCAUUAUUUAUGUUUGACACAACAAUUACUCCACUAGAUGAGGUGCUUCAAGAUGCCAAUGUAAGAGGAGAGGUUUUCCAUGAAUCAGCUCAUUUAAACACUGAGACCACUUGGAAUAAUCUCAAUCAGCUUCAAGUUCUACCAUUUCCUCCUUCAAAUUCAUUCACAAUGGACAUAAAUAAUUAUUUGCCACCAUUGAUAGAUAACAUGGUUCGUGUCGAAGUUCAGUCUUGUACUAGCAUGGAUGAGGAAGGUGGAGAAAUAACACCGGAGAGCUUACGGAUGCAGCAGCUGGAGUUGAAUGAAUGGGUUGAAUCCCAGCAAUGCUCCAACUUUGUGUUGUGGGAUAAUAUUAUUGAAGGACAAAUUGGUGGCGGUGUUGGUGGUGGUAUGGAAGCAACAAUUUCGCCACCAUCUUCAUCAUCAAAUAUGGGAGCCAGACUUUCUUCUUUCCCUUCCGCUCUAUAAAUUAUUAAUGGCGUCGUGAAUGAAAAAAGUGUGGUUUUCUUUUCUGGUUUUUUUUUUUUUGGUUAACUUUAUUGAUUGGUCAUGAGCUUGUAAAAAUGUG